Molecule: messenger RNA, 1479 nt
Organism: Odocoileus virginianus texanus
Lineage: Eukaryota; Metazoa; Chordata; Mammalia; Artiodactyla; Cervidae
Source: RefSeq, a predicted model, not a curated record
GUCCUCCGUGAUGUCUGUCUGCUUUGCUCGUUUCCACCCCAACUUGGUGGUUGGGGGCACUUAUUCGGGCCAGAUCGUCCUGUGGGAUAAUCGCAGUCAUCGGAGGACGCCUGUCCAGCGGACGCCCUUGUCUGCGGCUGCACAUACGCAUCCCGUGUACUGUGUAAAUGUUGUUGGGACCCAAAAUGCUCAUAACCUCAUCACCGUCUCCACCGAUGGCAAAAUGUGUUCCUGGAGCCUGGACAUGCUCUCCACUCCACAGGAGAGCAUGGAGCUGGUGUACAAUAAGUCCAAACCUGUGGCCGUUACUGGAAUGGCUUUCCCAACGGGAGACGUCAAUAACUUCGUGGUUGGCAGCGAGGAGGGUACAGUCUACACGGCCUGUCGUCAUGGAAGCAAAGCCGGCAUCGGGGAGGUCUUCGAAGGCCACCAAGGGCCCGUGACAGGGAUUAACUGCCAUAUGGCAGUGGGCCCCAUCGACUUCUCACACCUGUUUGUCACAUCAUCGUUUGACUGGACCGUCAAGCUGUGGACUACAAAGCACAACAAGCCGCUCUACUCCUUUGAAGACAAUGCGGACUAUGUGUACGACGUCAUGUGGUCGCCCGUGCACCCCGCGCUCUUUGCCUGCGUGGACGGGAUGGGGCGCCUGGACCUCUGGAACCUCAACAAUGACACCGAGGUUCCAACAGCGAGCGUGGCCAUUGAGGGGGCGUCCGCCCUAAACCGUGUUCGUUGGGCUCAAGGUGGCAAGGAAGUUGCCGUUGGGGACUCAGAAGGCCGUAUUUGGAUCUACGACGUCGGAGAGCUUGCAGUCCCCCACAAUGACGAGUGGACCCGAUUCGCCAGGACCCUUGUGGAGAUUCGUGCUAACAGAGCUGACAGUGAGGAGGAGGGCACCGUUGAGUUAUCUGCCUAGUGGGCGCGAGCGUCCCCACCUAGACCUUCUAGAGCUCAGCAUCUGCAGUCAAGUCAGCUUGUAUUCCUGUUCAUUCAGUCUCAGUGUUGCCCUGGCCUUCUGGGUGCCAUGUUGUGCCAGCUUUGCUCCAAGUAUUCCAAAUGUAGCCCACUAUACUGUCCACUGACCUGAAAUUCGCCAGAGCAUUUCUGUCUUUAUAUUUCGGUCUCAAAAAUGGGGGUGGAGUGUGGGAGCCUUUCUGGGUUGAGUUGUUGCCUUUUAACUACUUAGUAGCUGUAUUUAAUAGCUGGAAACCUCUGGUUAAAUUUGUGCUUACACACACUCCUGGCAUAGUCCUAUUAAAUCCAUAUGAAGCCAGAUAUGAUUAGGUACAGAUGUGGUGUGCUUUAUGCUAUGGUACAGGGCCAAAGACUUGAGAUGUGGUGUUUUACACGGUGACUCACAUUAUGAAUGGAUUUACUAGAAGAACAUUGCUGCUCCUUAUUUAUUGUGGUGUGCUGCAUGGAACAUAUUUAUUUGAAAGCAUUAAAAUAAACGAUCCUAGAGCAUGUGCCUAAUGA